AGGAGAAGGUGGACAGAGAGGUGAUCGUGAUGUCGUCGGACACGACUUCGGAGACAGGAGAACCCUUGUUGAAGGCGAGCGGUAGCUGCGAUCAUGGAGGAGGAAGUUGGUGGGGGAAUGUUUUGGAUGUUGAAGAGGCGAAGAGUCAAGUUCUGUUUUCACUGCCCAUGAUCCUUACUAAUGUUUUCUACUAUUCCAUCACGUUGGUUUCCGUCAUGUUUGCCGGCCAGUCGGCCACCUAGGGGAGCUUGAGCUUGCCGGCGCCACUCUUGCCAAUUAUUGGGCUACCACUACCGGCUUUGCCUUCAUGGUAAUUAUCAACUAUGCUCGCCGAUCCUAACUCUGUAGUUCAAUCUUCGUUAAAUACAGUUUUAAACCCAUU
Molecule: messenger RNA, 382 nt
Organism: Rubroshorea leprosula
Lineage: Eukaryota; Viridiplantae; Streptophyta; Magnoliopsida; Malvales; Dipterocarpaceae
Source: the annotation of a GenBank genome assembly